Molecule: messenger RNA, 1985 nt
Organism: Conger conger (European conger)
Lineage: Eukaryota; Metazoa; Chordata; Actinopteri; Anguilliformes; Congridae
Gene: cnot11
Product: CCR4-NOT transcription complex, subunit 11
Exons: 7
Coding region: 512-1891 (459 amino acids)
Biological process (GO): mRNA catabolic process; negative regulation of translation
Cellular component (GO): CCR4-NOT complex
Source: RefSeq, a predicted model, not a curated record
GAAUCGUAGCUCGUAGUCAUUUGUAAUAAAAGUUCGACCUUUUAAAAAACUGAUUAUGUAUGACUUAAAGUUGCUUAAAUGGAGAAAACGCUAUUUCCACACAGAAAAUGCAGUAACAGGUUCUUGUGGAAGGACAUGAUUAAACUACGUAUCCCACAGUGCUUUGUCGUAAACUGGCGGGCCGUUGUCGUUAAGUCACUGAAUUGCCGUACAUCGCGUUAUGGUAGUAGCAAACAAAGUUGAAUGCAUCGUUAUAAAUCUAGCCAGCUUGGAAAAUUUAGUUAAUAGAAGGUAUAUUUGACAGCUUUCUUAUUUUUAUAUUCGAGAUUUAUCAAGUAAUGUAUAAUUUAGUUAUUUAUCUAUAAAUAAAUUAAGUUUGGAAUUCAUUGAGGAUUAUUAUGCGUUGUUACUGUAGCUAACGUUAGCUAGCUAGCUACUAGUUUCAGGUUGUAACGUUAGAGUGGGGAGUUAGGAUGAGGAGUUAACUAACUAGCAACUGGAAGAUAAGUGAAUGUUUCUGCAGUUUGGCGCUAUAACAACAACAAUGACCCUGGCACCAAAGGAGUUGUCCAAUCUGUUGGGCAUAAUCUCCGAAGAUGCCUGUGCUAACACAUUCGAGAGUCUGUCAACUGCCUUCCAUCACUUCUUUGGGAAAGCAGAACAUUUUCGCGUUGGUUCAGUUCUGGUGAUGCUGCUACAACAACCGGACCUCCUCGCAGUACUGCCCAGUUCGCCGCAACGACUCACGGCUCUGUACCUACUAUGGGAAAUGUACCGCACAGAGCCGCUCGCCGCCAAUCCAUUUGCCGCGGUCUUUGCCCACCUUUUAAAUCCCUCACCGGUUGGGGAAGAGCAAGAGAAACCACUGUCUGGUUUUCUCCCACCCAUAACACAGCAGGAGAAGUUCUUCCUGUCUCAGCUCAUGCUGGCGCCUCCCAAGGAGCUGUUUAAGAAGACGCCGCGGCAGGUAUCCUGCAUGGACGUAGGAAACAUGCCACAAUCCAUAGACAUAAGUGGGCUUCAGCUAGCACUAGCAGAGCGACAGUCAGAGUUACCCACUCAAAGUAAGGCAAGUUUUCCCAGCAUCCUUAACGAUCCUGACCCAGAUUCAUCCAAUUCAGGAUUCGACAGCUCUGUAGCAAAUCAGAUCACAGAGGCCUUGGUCACUGGGCCACGCCCACCCCUGGAGAGUCACUUCCGGCCUGAGUUCAUCCGGCCACCGCCACCUCUGCACGUGUGUGAGGACGAGCUGUCAUGGCUGAACCCCUCGGAGCCCGACCACUGCGUGCAGUGGGACCGCUCCAUGUGUGUGAGGAACAGCACUGGCGUGGAGAUCAAGCGCAUCAUGUCCAAGGCCUUCAAAAGCCCCCUCUCUGCACAGCAGCAGUCACAGCUCCUGGGAGAGCUGGAUAAAGAGCCGAAGCUGGUGUACCACAUCGGCCUGUCCCCGGCCAAGCUGCCCGACCUGGUGGAGAACAAUCCGCUGGUGGCCAUCGAGAUGCUGCUGAAGCUGAUGCAGUCCAGUCAGAUCACAGAGUACUUCUCCGUGCUGGUCAACAUGGACAUGUCCCUGCACUCCAUGGAGGUGGUCAACAGAUUGACUACAGCAGUUGACCUUCCACCAGAAUUCAUUCAUUUGUACAUCUCCAACUGUAUUUCAACCUGCGAGCAAAUCAAAGACAAGUACAUGCAGAACCGGUUGGUUCGGCUGGUCUGCGUGUUCCUGCAGUCUCUGAUCCGAAACAAGAUCAUCAACGUGCAGGACCUGUUCAUCGAGGUGCAGGCCUUCUGCAUCGAGUUCAGCCGCAUCCGUGAAGCGGCGGGGCUGUUCCGGCUCCUCAAAACCCUGGACACGGGGGAGAACCCCGCAGAGGCCAAACCCACCAAAUAACCCCCACCUUUGGACAGACCACAGUGUAAUACCCACGUCUUUUCGGUUAUGAGUUACAUUUUUGUUUUUGUAUAAAAAUAAACCCUGAAAUUAA